Molecule: messenger RNA, 486 nt
Organism: Lagopus leucura (white-tailed ptarmigan)
Lineage: Eukaryota; Metazoa; Chordata; Aves; Galliformes; Phasianidae
Product: twist-related protein 2-like
Exons: 1
Coding region: 1-486 (161 amino acids)
Biological process (GO): regulation of transcription by RNA polymerase II; developmental process
Molecular function (GO): protein dimerization activity; RNA polymerase II transcription regulatory region sequence-specific DNA binding; DNA-binding transcription factor activity, RNA polymerase II-specific
Source: RefSeq, a predicted model, not a curated record
AUGAAGGAGGAAAACAUGUGCCCGGAGUCUCCCGAAGGCAGCCUGGUCACCAGCGAGGAGGAAGGUGAGCGACUGCACAAGAAAUGCCUCCGCAAACGAGGCCAAGCGGGCAAAGCGUUGGAGGACAGCAGAGCCGCCUCUCCGCAGGGCAAACGCUGCAAGCGCAGCCCGGUGCCGCAGUCCUUCGAGGAUGUGCACACACAGAGGGUGAUCGCCAACGUGCGGGAGAGGCAGCGGACCCAAUCGCUCAACGACGCCUUCGCAGAGCUGCGGAAAAUCAUCCCCACGCUGCCCUCCGACAAGCUGAGCAAGAUCCAGACCCUGAAGCUGGCGGCGCGCUACAUUGACUUCUUGUACCAGGUGCUGCAGAGCGAUGAGCUGGACCACAAGAUCACCAGCUGCAAUUACCUGGCCCACGAGAGGCUGAGCUAUGCCUUCUCUGUCUGGAGGAUGGAAGGGGCUUGGUCCAUGUCUGCAUCCCACUGA